This is a messenger RNA of Osmerus eperlanus (European smelt), 2358 nucleotides long. RefSeq names its product adhesion molecule with Ig-like domain 1 (gene amigo1). Gene Ontology annotation, cellular component: membrane. The record is from RefSeq and is a predicted model, not a curated record. Gene Ontology annotation, biological process: brain development. Gene Ontology annotation, molecular function: protein binding. Bases 100 to 1626 code for a protein of 508 amino acids. Lineage: Eukaryota; Metazoa; Chordata; Actinopteri; Osmeriformes; Osmeridae. The transcript has a single exon.
CAAUUAGCAAUGCCUGGGAUUCCUCCAGCUGCUGUUCCAUGCUGUUUUGUGAGGACGGAACAAUAGAGGACUAAUCCUUGACUGCGACUCACUGCUAUCAUGUUGCCGCCUCCAAGCAGAGCAGGAGACUUCCUGCUGGACCACUCAUACUGCAUGAGCAACCAGGUGAAGUGGCCCCUCUACCUCUCCCUGGCUCUCCUCUGGUUGCCCGUGGCCACAGGGUCCACCCUCAACUGUCACAAGACCUGCAUCUGCGCCAGCAACAUUGUGAGCUGCUCUAAAAUGAACCUGACCACCGUUCCUCGAGGGCUUCCUCUCUACAUGGCCGUGCUGGACCUGAGCUAUAACGACAUUGCUCGCCUGCGGGCAGACUGGACCACAAUCAAGCUGGUGAAGCUCCACAACCUCCUGCUCAGUCACAACGGCCUCCACUUCCUGUCCUCUGAGGCGUUCCUGUACGUCAAGCAGCUGCGCUACUUGGACCUCUCCUCCAACAACCUCCACCAGUUGGACGAGUUCAUCUUUGAGCCUCUGGUGAAGUUGGAGGUGCUUCUCCUUUACAACAACCACAUAGUCCAGAUAGAUCGUACAGCCCUCACAGGCCUGCUGAGCCUGCAGAAGCUCUACCUGAGCCAGAACCAGAUCUCACGCUUCCCCCUGGAGCUAGUCAAGGACAAAAGCCGUCUGGAGAAACUCAGCCUUCUGGACGUGUCAUCCAACAGGAUCAAGGUCCUCCCCAUUGAGGAGUUGCAAGUACUGCCUGCCUGGAUCAAGAACGGACUCUACUUCCAUAAUAACCCCUUGUUGUGUAGCUGUGACCUAUACAGCCUGCUGGCCCACUGGCACAUCCGCAGGCUCAACUCAGUCCUGGACUUUAAGGACGACUACACCUGCAUCCUGCCGGACUCUCAGAAAACCAGCGUGCGAGCGUUUGACCUCAAUGGAGACUGGAUGAACUGCAGCACCUUCAGCGAGACAGAGCAGGAGACCUAUCUGGAACAGACCCUGCUUCUCAGCUGCGACACCAAGACCAGGUACAUGUCCAAGACCUGGAUGUUGCCCGGCAACGUGGUGGUGUCGCCCGGGGCCAAUCUAAGCGCCAAGGUCCUCCCGGAUGGCAGUCUCAAGAUCAGCCCGAUACGGCCCGAUGACGGGGGGACGUACACAUGCUUUGCGGUGAGCGAGGUCCUCAACGAGACCAUCUACGUGCAGGUGAAGGUGUACAACUUCACGCUGAACGGGGGCGGCGAGAAUCUAAACACGGCCUACACCACCUUGGUGGGUUGCCUGGCAAGUGUGGUGCUGGUUAUCAUCUACCUGUACCUGACGCCCUGCCGAUGUUUCUGCUGCCCUGGCAAGGGCAAGAACCACCGGGAGGACAGCAUCCACUCAUCGAUGCUCAGUGCCACACCUACCCACGACGACCCCGCCCACAAGGCUGACCUGAACAGGCACGUUGCUUUCAUAGACCCAAAGGACCUGCAGGGCCAGAACGGCAACGUCAACCCCAACGGGGAGGAUGAGGAAAUGGAUGAGGAGGCCGGUAUGUUGGGGAAGGGUAGGAGAAAGAAGUCAGUGGCAGAGUCUAUCAGCUCGGUGUUCUCAGACACCCCCAUGGUGGUCUGAGAUGGUACAGGCCUAAUGAAGUGUGGGACACGUGAACACGCAACUUACCUGGUGCAAUUUCAACCAUAUGCCGACAAAGCUAAACUGUGAUUUUCUGGAAGUGGAGAUGAUGGACAGAAAGCCGUUUCCUUCUACAGACCAUUACCCUGAGAAGUCAGAGGCUUAAAGGGGAAUAUUAACCCAGUUGCCUUGGUAAUUAACAAGGACAAUAUACAUACCUUUCCAGCAUUUUAAUCUGUAGCACAUACGUAUACAUACUGUGAAUGCCUGUCAGUAAGUGGGCUGUAUUCCCAUGAUAAGUGUGAUAAGUGAUAAGCUUUACCUUUGGUAUUACACUUACUCUACUCACCAAGAGACGUGUUGAUUGGUGGAAAAACAGGAAGCACUUGAUAAUGAGUUUAGCAAAGAAAGUAGAAAAUAUAAUCCAGUCAUUAGCAUGAGCCUUGUAGACUCAUAUUUAGAUGUAAAACUACAGUGAAUCUUUUGUAGUUCUCAGCACAUACUAUCGGUGUAGACCACUUCACUCCUGUCCAGACACAUAGAGACAUGAUGACAUCGCCAGGUUAGGAGUAGUUAUAAUCGGUGAGUCAUGUAGAGCAGAAAGGCAUGCCAUGAACACACAUCAUUUUCAGACGCAUACAGAGUGGGAAAGAUGAAAAUGUAGCACAUAUAGAUAUACGUGUGUGGCUUAACCCUCUUGUGCUGUCUUCGGGUCACAUGACCCAAAGGUUC